Penicillium cinerascens is the source of this 306-nucleotide messenger RNA. RefSeq lists its product as uncharacterized. Bases 1 to 306 code for a protein of 101 amino acids. The record is from RefSeq and is a predicted model, not a curated record. The transcript is spliced from 2 exons. Gene Ontology annotation, molecular function: protein binding. Lineage: Eukaryota; Fungi; Ascomycota; Eurotiomycetes; Eurotiales; Aspergillaceae.
AUGCAAACUGGGGUGGUUGAUCUCCUGCUGCAGCAGGGCAGCCGAGUGGACAUCAACUGUCAAAACAACAAAGAUGGUGAAACUGCCCUGUCAGCGGCGGCCCGUCUCGGAGGUCAAGGUCUACACAUCUUGAAGCUCAUUCUGGAGGAUUCACGAACAGUGCUCAAUGCUGUGGACAAGUCGGGCAAGAGUGCGCUAUGGCACGCUGACUCAAAGGGACACGUUCAGGUUGUAAACGAGCUCCUGAAAGAUCCAAGGCUUCACAGCGAUCUGACAUAUGUUCCUUCGGCGGUGGGCAAGCACUAG